GAGCGCAAUCGGAACUGAAGACAGGAGCAGAGUUCCUCCGUCGGUCGCCCGGCGCUGCUCUAGAGGUGAUGGCUCUCCCCGUGGCCUUCGUCGUGCUUGGGCUGCUCUGUCUGUCGGGCCUGGACGCCAUCCAGCGUUCUCCAAAGGUUCAAGUUUAUUCAAGGCAUCCAGCAGAGAACGGGAAGCCAAAUUUUCUGAAUUGCUAUGUAUCUGGGUUCCAUCCACCCCAGAUUGAUGUUCAGUUGUUGAAGAAUGGGAAAGAGAUGAAAACAGAGAAGUCAGACCUGUCUUUCAGCAAGGACUGGUCGUUCUAUCUUCUGGUGCAUGCAAAUUUCACUCCCAGUGCAGAAGAUGAAUACACCUGCGUUGUGGAGCAUAUUACUCUCACCGAGCCCACGAGAGUUAAGUGGGACUGGUAUAACUAACCAGCAGCAUGGAGCUUUGAAGGGGCCUCAUUUGACUGAACUAAUUCUAAAUUGUGUUUUCUAUCUUCUUAAUGCUUUUAUGCUUUUAUGCUUUAUGCACACAAGUUAAGAAGCAAUAUUAAUACAAAUAUUAUCACUGUACAAUUUUCCUUUAGGGCCUGUGUCUCCCUAGUUGAUCUAGCACCUCAGGGGGUUGCUGGCAACUUAGAAAUGGAGAAGAGAGGGGAGAAUUCAACAUUAAUUCAAUGAAAAAUUUUUUAUGUAAAACUCAUAUUUCCCUCAACCUGUGUUACACAUAUUUUGAUAUAUUUUCCUUUGCCAAUUAAAACAGUGGUAAAACU
Pteronotus mesoamericanus is the source of this 766-nucleotide messenger RNA. It is a transcript of the gene B2M, whose product is annotated as beta-2-microglobulin. The coding region runs from base 69 to 425 and encodes 118 amino acids. Gene Ontology annotation, biological process: immune response. Gene Ontology annotation, cellular component: MHC class I protein complex. The transcript has 4 exons. NCBI's taxonomy places the organism in Eukaryota, Metazoa, Chordata, Mammalia, Chiroptera, Mormoopidae. The record is from RefSeq and is a predicted model, not a curated record.